GCAAAAAAAAAAAAAGAAAAACCUGUCCCCCUCUCUCUAGAAAAAUAAAAAACAAAAACGAACACUGGUUUUGCUCGUCAGGAAAAGAUUACCCGCGCUCUAACAAAAAAAUUCGCAUUAUUCUCUCACUCAAUGCUCCUAAUCUGAGCUUAACCUUAAUAGAAACCUUCAUUUCUGUCAAAUUUAUCCAAAUAAUUAUCAACAGAUAGUUACUGACUGUGAAUUUAGGGUUUAAUUGGAGAAGAUGACUUCUGUUUCUUCUCCAUGGAUUCCUGAAGAUGACCUCCUGCUCAAAAAUUCUAUUGAGGCUGGAGCUUCUCUUGAAGCACUUGCUAAAGGGGCAGUAAAGUUUUCUCGCCGAUUUACAUUUUGUGAACUUCGAGAUCGGUGGUAUUCUCUUCUUUAUGAUCCUGAUGUUUCUGUCCAAGCUUCUGCUCGUAUGGCUGAACAUGAACUAUCCAGUUCUAACCCAUCAACAAAAUCUAGAUCGGACAGUUUGAAAGGAAGUGAGAAGGUCCAUGAGAAGAGAAAAUUUGGAAGCAUCCGCAGACAUUAUUAUGCCAUGCGGAAGAGAAUAAAAAAUGAGAUUUUUAGUCCUCCAAAUCUCGGAUUUUUCGAAGAACGCAACCUUCAAAACUACAACCACCAAGAACAUAAUGUCACAACUAAUCACAAUGCUCAUGGUGGCAAUGCCAUGCUAGAUGACUGUCUUGCAAAAAAUUUAGGGUUUGAGGAAAAUGACUUUGAGAUCUUGCGCCAGGCUUUUCCAGAAUCAGUAGGAACCAUUGCUACUACUACCGCUACUACCGUUGUUAAUAGUCAAGCUACUGCUUUUCAUGUGCAAGGAUGCCAUAAGUCAGCGGAAAAUGAUUUUAUAAAUGGAUCCAUGAGGGACGAUGGAUUAUAUAAAUUUACUGAAGCUGUUUCCCUUUCACGUAACGAAUUGAUGGGUUCAAUCGAUCCAAAUAUUGAAAUGAAAAAUGCCAACUUUACUGAUGAGCCAGGUCCCUCUGAGGCUACUCCUAAUGAAAACUUUCCCAAAACUGAUAAAUCAACUGGAUUUGGAGGAAAACAUCAUUUUCACUCUCCUGUUUCAGAUGGUAGUGCUUCAUUUCACACUUUAGGAUUUUCAUCUCCAUCAACUAGACUGCCACUCUGGAAGACAUUAGAAGACAUUUCUGCCCCUGACAUGCCAGUUGACGAGAACAAUGCCGAAAGUCAUCAGGUUGCAGAAGAAACAUUGGUACACCCUGAGGAUUGUGAGCAGAGAAGAAGUAAGAGCUCGCCAGGGUAUGAUGGGCCCCACCAGGAGUCCCUUUUGGAAGAUAGAUCUAAUGGUUUUAUCAAUACUGGUGGUGUUCAGGAUGGUGAAUAUGCAGAUUUACCAGAUUCUCUUCUCAACUUCUCAAACGAGGAUGAUCUUCUUUUCAUGGAUGUAGAUGUGAAAGAUCCAAUAAACGAUAUUCCCAAGGAUGUAGUAGAAGCUGAUUUGUGCAAUGCUGAUGCUACCACAAUUCCAAGUAUUCAACGUCCAGAAAAAUUAAAAGAUACAUCAUUUCAUAGUGAUCAGUAUCAGGGGGUUGAUGUACCGUCAACAUCUGCAUCGCAGCUUGAUUCUCUCCAGCCAACUGAAAGGCAAAUUUUGUGCACUCUAAAUAUGGAAGACCCUGACAUACCAUGCAAUGAUGAUAUUUUCUUACUGAUUCACCCAUCUACUCAAUUUGCUCAUUCAGAUGGAUUGCAAAUUCCUACAGAUGCUAUUGGUCCAUCACCCUCCUCAUCUCAUGAGAAGGAUGGUGAACAAGGGCCAAGUUCAGAUAAAAAAGGUAAAGAUCCUGAACCAUGUUUUACGGAGUCACAUGCCGGUGGACCAAGUGCAUUACCUGUUGGUUCUGCAUUGAAACAUGAGUCAUCUGAUGCUGACUAUCCAGUUCCACUUCCACUUCCUGGGAAACCUAAUAAUCCUACAAUAUCUAGUCAAACUAGGCCCAUGCAUACAGCUCUAGAAAUUAACGGGAAUGGACUAGUGGAGGAAGGUGCUAGCAAAGUUGAACUUCGGGGUUUAGGCAGCCCAGCAAUAUAUAGCAAGAUGCCAUUACCUAUAGAAAUUGGUUCCGUCAAAAUGAUAGAUCCAGAAGCAAUGGAUGAUUCUCAUAUUGAUGAUCUUAACAACUCUGACAGCGAUGGUGACAUACCUUACUUUUCAGACGUUGAAGCUAUGAUACUUGAAAUGGACUUGGCCGAUUCUCAGGAGUCAUGUAUCACAAGUGAAAUUGCGAGAUAUCAAAAUGAGGGUACUAAAAGGUUGAUAAUGAGGCUAGAACAGGCUGCACGUUCUUCAUUUCAAAGAGCUAUGUCAUCUCAGGGAGCCCUUGCCAUCUUUUAUGGGCGUCGUCUGAAGUACUAUAUGAAAAAAUCCGAGGUCACAGUUGGAAGAUCGACUGAUGACACCGAGGUUGAUAUCGAUCUAAGAAAAGAAGGGCGUGCCAACAAGAUAUCUAGGCGGCAGGCUAUCAUAAAGAUGGAAACAAACGGAUUCAGUCUUAAAAAUCUUGGGGCGAAUACAAUCUCAUUAAAUGGCAAAGAAGUUGCUCAUGGGCAGAUGGUUGCAUUGCCUUCAAGUUGUUUAAUUGAGAUACGGGGUAUGUGUUUCGUGUUUGAGAUCAACGACAAGUAUGUGCGACAAUUCUUGCAGAAGCAGCGAACCCAAGUGUAGACUAGUAGAAUAACUUUAACCUGAUAAGCAGUUGUGGCAUCACUUCCAAACCAUGAGAAGAAGAGUAUCAUCCUAAGUGUGCCCUUCUCUUUCCCCAGGAUCCUCUAAUUGUGUACUCUUGUGAAAAAUGUCAAUUACUCAUGGAUACAUAUGCUUCCCCAUAAAUAUGCAAUUGUGUAGUCUGUAGAUAUGUAAUGUAAUGUAAUAUAUAUCAUUAUACAUACACAUGGUUGCUGUAUUAACGAGUCUUGUGGGACAUGAAUCUCCUCCAUUGAUAAUAUCACAUGAUAGAAGUAUAUGUA
Messenger RNA from Erigeron canadensis, 3018 nucleotides. RefSeq lists its product as uncharacterized. Gene Ontology annotation, molecular function: G-quadruplex RNA binding; protein binding. Gene Ontology annotation, cellular component: NSL complex; MLL1 complex; Ino80 complex. The coding region runs from base 245 to 2716 and encodes 823 amino acids. The transcript is spliced from 8 exons. The record is from RefSeq and is a predicted model, not a curated record. NCBI's taxonomy places the organism in Eukaryota, Viridiplantae, Streptophyta, Magnoliopsida, Asterales, Asteraceae. Gene Ontology annotation, biological process: positive regulation of transcription by RNA polymerase II.